Macadamia integrifolia is the source of this 957-nucleotide messenger RNA. Its product is annotated as protein vip1-like. Bases 1 to 867 code for a protein of 288 amino acids. Gene Ontology annotation, molecular function: RNA binding. The transcript is spliced from 6 exons. The record is from RefSeq and is a predicted model, not a curated record. NCBI's taxonomy places the organism in Eukaryota, Viridiplantae, Streptophyta, Magnoliopsida, Proteales, Proteaceae.
AUGGAGGAGCCUGGUCUGCUUGGAUUUUGCUUUUCUUUUUUCACCUGUGGAAAAGAACAAUUUAGAUGCAAUAUCAGCAUUCAGUUCUUGGUGCAGAAGAGACUUGCAGUCAAGUUGGCUUCCAGUGAGAUUAUUUUGGGUACUACUGUUCCUUCAUUGGCUAUUGGAGCUAAUACAUUUUCAGAAAGUGAAGGUAAAAUUUACUGGAAGAAAGGUGUUGGUUGCUGCAUGGGUACAUUCGAUCAAACUGUGCAUGUUCUUGACCUGUCUCCCAAGGUGACCCUCAGUGAGCUUACAAAUUUCUUCUCCUACUGUGGAACAGUAGACAAAGUUCAGCUGGUGAGAAACAGAGACGAAUCACAAAUAGCUUAUGUGACAUUCAGGCAGCCUUCUGCCCUCCAAACUGCUCUUCUCUUAAACGGUGCCAUAGUCGUGGAUCGUCCUAUUCGUGUUUUCCGUUUGCAGAAGUCAGUGGAUAUUCCCAUUUCUGAGGAAAAUAUUGAUGGAUCGCAGAAGAAGCAAAGGCAAGGGAGUCUGGUUCCAGGUGCAGAGUAUGUAGUCCAAGCUCUAGCUUUGGAAGGAUAUGAGGUAUUUAGGAGGGCCAAGGAAGAAGUGGAGGAAAAAUACAAGAUACUCUCAGAGAAAGGAAAAGUAGUGACACAACAAACAAGAAUGGCAAUUUCAGCAGUGGAGCAAACGGCAGAACACAUGAGGUCAGCCAUAACGAGCAAUAACCAUUUCUCUUCUGCAGGCGCUCUUUUUGUAUCUGGUGUCAAAGAUGUGCUUCACAAGGCAGGUAAAUGUGCUGCCGACUUGGGCAAUAGUAACAGCAAGCGAAGCAAACCCAACUCCAGGAAGCAGAAAUGAUUCAUCACAGCCUACCCCGUCCUCUUUUUUCUUUUUUUUUUUCUCUUUUUUCUUAAUAAUUAUUAGGUAUUAUAUGUUUAAUUUUGAAUC